Monoraphidium neglectum is the source of this 438-nucleotide messenger RNA. RefSeq lists its product as hypothetical. NCBI's taxonomy places the organism in Eukaryota, Viridiplantae, Chlorophyta, Chlorophyceae, Sphaeropleales, Selenastraceae. The record is from RefSeq and is a predicted model, not a curated record. The transcript has a single exon. Bases 1 to 438 code for a protein of 145 amino acids.
AUGCAGGGCCCGGGGCCAUCCGCAGCAGCAGCCGGCAGCAGCCAGCAGAGCAGAACUGGCGUGCCGCCCGCCGCAGCCGGCGGCGGAGGGGGCCCGCCGGAGGCGGAGCAGCACCUGGCCUCGCUCCGGCUGCACGGCGGCGGAGAGCCGCCGGGCCCCUCCGCCGACGGCGGCGGGCCCGCCGGCAGCGGCGAUGCGGGGCACAGCGGCAGCGGCUGCGGCGGCGGCGGCGGCGGCGCGACCACCAGCGGCGGCGGCGGCGGCGUGUCUCAGAGCCGCGCGUCCUCCGCGAUCCGCGUGAAGAAGUUCCACCGGAUCCUGUCAGACCAGGUGGUGGACCUGGACGCGCUGCGGGAGCUGGCCUGGAGCGGCAUACCGGGGGAGCUGCGGCCGCUGUGCUGGCGGCUGUUGCUCGGCUACCUGCCGCCGAACAAGUAG